AUGUCGACCCGUCAAGCGGCACUGUCGCUGUACCGGCGUUCGCUGAAGUUGGCUCUCGACUGGGCUGUUCAUCGCCACCUCUGGAGAGGCCAAGCUUUGUACAUCCGCUCGUUGUUCGAGGCCAACCGAUCUGUGACGGACUCUAGACAGAAGAGAGAACUUUUGGCUCAGACAGAGAAAUUAUUGUCGAAAUGGAAGCACCCAGAGCCCUACGUGCAUCCGACAGCACCCGGCGGUUCCAAAUUCGAGCGCAACCUCCGAGCACCUAUCCUUGACCCGCCACCCCCACUGAAAUUCUAA
Molecule: messenger RNA, 300 nt
Organism: Colletotrichum abscissum
Lineage: Eukaryota; Fungi; Ascomycota; Sordariomycetes; Glomerellales; Glomerellaceae
Product: complex 1 protein
Exons: 5
Coding region: 1-300 (99 amino acids)
Biological process (GO): mitochondrial electron transport, NADH to ubiquinone
Source: RefSeq, a predicted model, not a curated record